This is a messenger RNA of Lonchura striata (white-rumped munia), 2860 nucleotides long. The record is from RefSeq and is a predicted model, not a curated record. Lineage: Eukaryota; Metazoa; Chordata; Aves; Passeriformes; Estrildidae.
AUGUCUCCCCUGCUCCUUCUCGGGGCACUUCUGGCGCUUCCCGAGGGGGUCCCGGGGAUUUUUGGGGAGGUUUUGUUUUUUGGAGGGCUCCCGUUGAUUUUUGGGGGACUGCCGGGGGUUUUUGGGGGGCUCCCGGGGGUUUUUGUGGGUCUCCCGUUAUUUUUUGGGGGGGUUUCGUUUUUUGGGGGGCUGCCGGGGGUUUUUGGGGGGGUCCCGGUUUUUGGGGGGGUCCCCAAAGGGGGCGUGGCCUGUCCCGGGGGCUGCGUCUGCGACCGAACCACCGCCCGCUGCCGGGGGGGGGCCGGGGGCGUCCCCCGGGGGCUCCCCCCGGGCCUGGCCACCUCACUGCUCCGCUGGGACAUCGAGGAGCUGCCCCAGGGAAGCUUCCGGCACCUCCCGGCGCUGACGCUGCUCCUGGUGGCCUCGGGACGCCUGGGGAGCGUCGGGGAUGGAGCCUUCGAGGGGCUAGGGGUGCUCGAGUACCUGUUCCUGGAGGACUCCCAGCUCCGCUCCCUCCCCCCCGCGGCUCUCAGGGGGCUCCGGGGGCUCCUGUUCCUGUGAGUGUCCCCAAGUGUCCCCAAUGUCCCCAAUGUACCCAAUGUCCCAAAUGUCCCCAAUGUCCCCAGUGUCCCCAUGUCCCAAAUGUCCCCAAUGUCCCAAAUGGACCUGCGCGGGAACCCGCUGCGCUGUGACUGCGCGCUGCGCUGGCUGCUGCGCUGGCUGCGCUCCCGGCCCGGCCCUGAGGGCGGCGCUCGCUGCCACGGCCCCGCCGGCACCGCGGGCACCGCCCUGGCCCUGCUCGGGCCCCGGCAGCUCCAGUGCCUGCGCCACGAGCUGCGGCCGUUCCAGGCGCUGCCGUUCUCCUCGCUCGGGGCCGAGCCCUUCAUGCUCGGGGGGCACCCGGGGGUGGCGCUGGCACAGCCGGCGGCUGGAGCCUGCGCCCUGCUGGAGUGGGACCAGCUGGGGGGGAGCUUCCGCGCCCAGCGCGUCGUCAACAGCUCCUCGCCGGUGGCCUGCCACCCGGUCCCUCUGGGGGACACGCUGCUGCUGGUGGUGGCCCAGCUGCGCGGCGGCUCCUGGGUGUGGCGGCGCUCGGGCGGCCCCGGCUCAGCCUUCGUGCGCCACCAGGCCCUGGGCGCUGGCCGCCUGCGCCGGCCCCACGCCGUGGCCGCCGCACGCCUGGCCGGGCACCUCUACCUGGGGGUGGCCGACAGCUCCAAGGGUGGCGCCAGCACCGUGUUCCGCUGGGCCGCCGGCGGCUUCUACCCGCACCAGGCACUGCGGCCGUGGCAGCGCGACACCCACCUGGAGUUCCUGGAGCUGGGCGGGCGGCCGGCGCUGGUGCUCUGCGGCGCCGCGCGCCGCCCGCUCGUCUACCGCUGGAGCGGCGAGGCCUUCGCGCCGCUCACCGACAUCCCCCACAUGCCCGACGCCUACGCCGCCAAGCACUUCCGCCUACGCGGAAGCGUCUUCCUGUGCCUCACCAGGUUCCUGGGAGACGCCAAGGUGCUGCGCUGGGAGGGCUCCAUGUUCCGUGAGGUGCAGCAGGUGCCAGCACGCGGCUCGCUGGUCUUCCAGCCGCUGCUGCUGGCCGGCCAGCGCUACGUCCUGCUGGGCAAUGACUUCGCCCCGAGCCGUGUCUUCCGCCUGGGCGCCGGCGGCCGCCUGGAGCCCGCCCAGGACCUGCCUGCACCCACCCCCCGUGCCUUCGUCCCCGUCGUCGUUGGCCACCGCCACUUCCUGGUGGCCUCCAGCUUCAAGGGGGCCACCCAGAUCUACACCCACGUCACCGAGGACGUUGGCACCUGAGGGCAUGGCCAGGGCCACCGCCAUGUCCCUGAAGGCACAGGGACAUCGGGGAACAUCAAGGGACAUGUGGUAGCUGUUGGUACAUGGGCACGAUGGCCACCAUGCCACCAUAGAGAUGGGGACAUUGGGGGACAUCAUGGGGACAUGUGGUGGCACCUGGAGGAAUGUGGUGAUGAUGGCCACCACAUCACCAUAGAGAUGGUGACAUCAGGGGACAUCAGGGGUCGCGUGGUGGCAGCUGGGGAUGGUGGCCACCUGGAGGGAUGUGUGGUGGCAUCUGGUGGAAUGUGGGCAUGGUGGCCAACCCAAUGUGGAGAUGGGACGUUAAGGGACGCUGUGGGGACACUGGCAGGGACCUGGGGCCACCCUCGCGCGAUAUCCCCAAGGCCACCGGCGACCCGGAAUCCCCAACAGCUUGUGCCACCUCCUGGUGUCACCGUAGUCCCAAUGUCCCCAAGGCCACUACUGACACAACAUCCCCAAAGCCACUGUCACCCCGAUGUCCCCUCCUGGUGCCACUGUGGCCCCAAUGUCCCCAAGGCCACCAUGGCCUUUAUGUCCCGAGUCACUGCCACCACAAUGUCACCCUUGGCCUUGUGUCACUUUCUGGUGCCACCAUCACCACGAUGUCCCCUCAUGGUCCCACCAUCGCUCUGAUGUCCCCAAGGCCACCAUGGACCGGAUGUCCCCUCCUGGUGCCACCAUCACCCAAUGUCCCCAAGGCCACCAUGGCCCUAAUGUCCCCUCCUGGUGCAACCAUCACCCGAUGUCCCCAAGGCCACCAUGGCCCUGAUGUCCCCAAGGCCGCCAUCGCCACGAUGUCCCCUCAUGGUCCCACCAUCGCUCUGAUGUCCCCAAGGCCACCAUGGCCCUGAUGUCCCCUCCUGGUGCCACCAUCACCCAAUGUCCCCAAGGCCACCAUGGCCCCGAUGUCUCCAAGGCCACCAUGGCCCCGAUGUCCCCAAGGCCUUGUGUCCCCUCCCGGUGCCACCGCUGUCCCGCCGUCGCCAUGUCCCCUCCCCCGCUGACCAAAAUCCGUUUUUUUCACCCA